AAUGCAAAUGCGAAUGCGAAUGCGAUUCAAUGUUAGUUGAGAAUGCGGGAGUUAGGGUUUCAGGAACGGAGGUCGUGGAGGCGUGCGGGUUUAAGAAGAGGUGGCGGUGGCGGCGGCGAUACCAGCCCUGACUCUGUCAUCUUCACUCUUGAAUCCAACUUGAGUCUCUUCUCCUCUGCUUCAGCUAGCGUCGAUCGCUGUUCCUUUGCAUCGGACGCUCACGAUCAUGACUCUUUAGCCUCCGAAAUCUCACUGCAAUUGGCAGGGCAUGAGCAGGAGGGUGAUUUUGCUCCGAGCGAGAGCUGGAGCGGUCCAGAUCCAGAUCCGGAUCUGGAUCCGAACAAGCAACAACAUGCAGAUGCAGCACACAAGAAGCAGCACCAAAGUCGUUUCUCCGGGAAGGGAGAAAAAGCAAAAGUUCAAAAGGAAGACAGUGAUGGUGACACUGAAGACGGGAAUCAACUCUUGGAAUUUGAUUCAGCAAGAAGCUCUUUCUCUCUAGCUCUCAAAGAAUGUCAGGAUCGGAGAUCAAGAUCAAGAUCUGAGGCCUUGUUCAAGAAGCAUGAUAGGCGAAGGCCUGCUUCGUUAGAUCUGAACAAUGCCAUUGCCACUGUUUCUUCUCCUCGCUUAGGAGUAAUGAAGAAGAGCAACAUUUCGACUCGAAGGUCCGGUUCUGGUUCUGGCUCUGGCUCUGGAACUUUCCCGAGUCCUGGAACGCCGAAUUAUCGCCAAGCUGGUGUUGCAAUGCAAAAGGGUUGGAGCUCUGAGCGCGUUCCUUUGCAUACAAAUGCUGCACGCAAGCAGGUUGGUGCGGCUCUGUUGCCUUUAAACAAUGGGAGAACGUUGCCUUCUAAAUGGGAAGAUGCUGAGAGGUGGAUUCUCAGUCCUGUAUCAGGCGAUGCCACUGGGAAGGCCUCACUUCCACCACCACAGAGGAGGCCAAAGUCAAAGAGUGGUCCACUUGGCCCCCCUGCUGUUGCUUAUUAUUCGUUGUAUUCCCCAGCAGGGCCAUUGUUUGAUGGGGGGAAUGCAGGGAAUUUUAUGGCAGCUUCUCCGUUUUCUGCUGCUGUUAAUAUCUCAGCUGAUGGAUUAACAAUCAGUUCCGGUGGCCAUGAUGGGUUGCUUCCGACAAGAACAGAUCCUUGGAUGGCCCGCUCAGUUAGUGUCCAUGGAUGCUCACAGAUGCAGAGUCAGUCACCAAUGCCUGCCAAAGAGAAGUUUGAUGGUUUCAAAGAUGCGGGCACCAAUGUAUCCCCUGCUGUUUCCAGGAGGGACAUGGCAACCCAGAUGAGCCCAGAGGGUAGCUCAUGCUCCUCUCCAAAUAUGAGGCCUUCUUUCUCUGCUUCCACCCCACCUACCCUGCCUGUCACAGAAUUGCUGAGUGCCUCUUUCUCUAAAAUGGAUAUCAGGGAUGUGCAGGUAGAUGAACGUGUAACCAUGACAAGAUGGUCCAAGAAACACAAGGCCCUAUUCUCUGGUAGAGGCUUAGAAAAUGUUGACAGCUGGAAAAAGAAAGAAACAAGCACUCGAUCUUCGUCUUGGGAAAUUUCUGAAAGGUCAAAGACGGUUUCAAAGGCUAAAAGAGAGGAAGCCAAAAUCACUGCAUGGGAGAACUUGCAAAAGGCAAAAGCUGAGGCAGCAAUUCGAAAACUAGAGAUGAAGUUGGAAAAGAAGAGAGCAUCCUCUAUGGAUAAGAUUAUGAACAAGCUGAGAUUUGCUCAGAAAAAAGCUCAGGAAAUGAGAAAUUCAGUUUCAGCCAACCAGGCUCAUCAAGUUGCCAGAACUUCUCACAAGGCAAUAUCAUUUCGUGGAACCAGCCAGAUGGGUUCUUUGAGUGGUUGUUUCACCUGUCAUGCCUUUUAAAGCUUCUCCAGCAUUCUUUUCUGUUCAAGUGAAGCUGGGUUUCACAUUUCAGAAGGAUUUAAGUGUGCCACAUGUUAAUGAAUGAAAGAUGGAUAAAAGAGAGAGCAGCUUACUAUGUUGACACUAAAUUGGUGUCACAGCGGUUUUGCAAUGCAUGAAAUACCAGUACCUUCCGAUCUGACAAAAUCUAAACCCCUAGUGCCCUCACCCUUGGGAGUUCGGAUUCAAUGAUAAAUAAUAUAUUUAUGUACGUAGGCUAAAUUUUAGAAAUAAUCAAGCUUUGUGUAUUUUUUUUUCUUAUCUCGUUACACGAGAGUUUGCUGUUCAAAUAUAAACUAUUAUCUAUAGUAGAACGAUGAAUUAACCAAAAAUCAUUGCAA
This is a messenger RNA of Gastrolobium bilobum, 2243 nucleotides long. RefSeq lists its product as uncharacterized. The coding region runs from base 43 to 1863 and encodes 606 amino acids. The transcript is spliced from 8 exons. The record is from RefSeq and is a predicted model, not a curated record. NCBI's taxonomy places the organism in Eukaryota, Viridiplantae, Streptophyta, Magnoliopsida, Fabales, Fabaceae.